GUAAUUUAAAUACUCUAUGGUUGAUAAUGUUGGUAUUUCGGCGAUUGUGUUUUGUGUCCAUGCAGUUUAUAGCAAAGAGUAAAAUAACUUGCCUAAUUGUUCUAUGUGUAUGGCAUUUUUAAAUUGCCAUUAAUAUUCGUUGAAAAUGACUGACAUAAACAGUAUAUUUGAUUGUUUUGAAGAAUCAGUCCAAAACGAAGCUGCGACUCAAUUGCCAAAUAUAGACCCCAAUGAAAAAACAAUACCUGAUGAAAAUUUGUCUUCCAGCAAGAAACGACCGCAUGAAGAGGUUCAAUAUGCAGACACAAAAAAACCAAAACAGGAAGAAGAAGACGAAGAAGAUUUAAUGAGUGAUAUAAAUGUUGAAAUGUUAAGUUCAAGAAUAGUAAUACACACACUAGAGACACAUGAAGGUUGUACUCAUGAAGUAGCUAUACCUCCAAAUCAUGAGUAUGCACCAUUAAUACAAACUACGUCCGAACCUGCUAAGCAGUAUAGUUUUAUACUUGACCCUUUUCAAAAAGAAGCCAUUUUAUGUAUUGACAACCUACAAUCUGUGCUGGUCUCUGCUCAUACAUCUGCUGGAAAAACUGUUGUUGCAGAGUAUGCAAUUGCAUUAUCUCUAAAAAAUAAGCAGAGGGUGAUAUACACCACCCCGAUCAAGGCCCUCUCUAAUCAGAAAUACAGAGAGUUUUCAGAAGAAUUCCACGACGUGGGUUUGAUUACUGGAGAUGUCACUAUUAAUCCAUCUGCAUCAUGUCUCAUAAUGACAACGGAGAUUUUAAGAAAUAUGUUGUAUAGAGGAUCAGAAAUUAUGCGAGAAGUUGGUUGGGUCGUAUUUGAUGAGAUACAUUAUAUGAGAGAUAAAGAGAGAGGUGUUGUGUGGGAAGAGACUCUGAUUUUAUUGCCAGAUAAUGUCCACUACGUGUUUUUGUCGGCUACAAUUCCAAAUGCGCGCCAAUUCGCCGAAUGGGUGUGUCGCUUACAUUCCCAGCCUUGUCAUGUAGUGUACACCGAGUACAGACCAACACCUCUCCAACAUUAUAUAUUCCCUGCGGGAGGAGACGGCAUUCAUCUUGUUGUAGAUGAGAAAGGUUUAUUCAAAGAAGAUAAUUUCAACACAGCAAUGGCAGUACUAAGUAAUGCCGGGGACGCAGGCAAGGGUGACCAGCGCGGACGCAAGGGUGGCCCACGGGGAGGGAAUAGUAACACAAACAUUUUUAAUAUAGUCAAGAUGAUAAUGGAAAGAAAUUUUGCUCCAGUGAUCAUAUUCAGUUUUAGUAAAAAGGACUGUGAAUUGUACGCUAUGCAGAUGGCCAAAUUGGACUUUAAUACAAUUGAAGAAAAGAAGCUUGUAGAUGAAGUAUUCAAUAAUGCAAUGGAUGUGUUGUCCGAAGAAGACCGGAAACUGCCUCAAGUGGAAAAUGUGAUACCAUUAUUGAGGCGUGGCAUUGGCAUUCACCAUGGAGGAUUGUUACCAAUAUUGAAAGAAACUAUUGAAAUAUUAUUCGGUUUAGGACUUAUAAAGGCAUUAUUUGCAACAGAAACUUUUGCCAUGGGAUUGAACAUGCCUGCUAGAACAGUGGUCUUUACAAAUUGCCAGAAGUUUGAUGGAAAGGAUUUCCGAUUUAUAACGUCUGGAGAGUACAUCCAGAUGUCUGGGCGCGCGGGUCGUCGUGGUCUGGACGACAAGGGUAUCGUAAUAUUGAUGAUCGACCAGAAAGUAACCCCCAGCGUCGUUAAAUCUAUGGUGCAGGGGAAAGCUGAUCCUAUCAAUUCGGCUUUCCAUCUAACCUAUAAUAUGGUUUUGAACCUACUGCGUGUGGAGGAAAUCAAUCCAGAAUACAUGUUGGAGAGGAGCUUUUUUCAGUUUCAAAAUCAAGCAGCAAUUCCGGAAUUAAUUGACAAGCUAAAGGAGAAGCAGCGCCAGCUGGCGCGCCUGGAGGUCCCGCAGGAGGCGGCGGUGGCGGCCUACUGCGGCACGCGCGCGCAGCUGGCGCAGCUGGCGGCGCAGUUCCGCAGCUUCGUCACGCGCCCCGAAUACCUCAAGCCGUUCCUGCAGCCCGGCCGGCUCGUCAAGGUUAAAACAGAAAAGUACGAAUACGAUUGGGGAAUUAUCGUCAACUUUAAACACAAAACAGGAAAGGGUAAAAAGCCGCAAGAUGAAAACCCAUUAACAGCGGAAACUGUUAUAAUAGUUGAUAUCCUGCUUCACGUGAAAAAGAGUAAUCCUGAUGACCCCGACAUUAACGCGCCUUGCCCGCCGGGAGAGCCCGGUGAUGUCGAAGUAGUGCCCGUCCUACACACUCUCAUAUACCAGAUCAGUUCACUGCGUGUCUAUUAUCCUAAAGACCUUAGACCGCCAGAUAACAGGAAAUCAGUUCUCAAGACUAUAGGUGAAGUAAAGAAACGCUUUCCUGAAGGGCCACCGCUGCUGAAUCCUAUAAAAGAUAUGAAAAUUGAGGAUCCAGUGUUUAAAGAAUGCGUUGAUAGAAUUAAGAUUUUAGAAGAAAGACUAUAUGCCCACCCCUUACACAAGGACAAAAACCGAGGAGCACUCGUAGCGGCGUAUGAAAAUAAACAGGAAAUACACGAGCAAAUGAUGUCCGUUAAGUCAGAAUUAAAGAAAGCGAAAAGUAUAUUGCAAAUGGACGAAUUAAAGAAAAGAAAACGUGUGCUCAGGAGAUUAGGAUACUGUACGUUAUCUGAUGUAAUAGAACUGAAAGGCCGGAUAGCCUGUGAACUAAGCAGCGCGGACGAGCUGCUGCUGACGGAGCUGAUCUUCAACGGCGUGUUCAACUCGCUGAGCGCGGCGCAGAGCGCGGCGCUGGUGAGCUGCUUCGUGUGCGACGAGAACUCCGCGCAGGCCUCCGGCGCCGGCGACGAGCUGCGCGCCGUGCUGCGCCAGCUGCAGGAAUAUGCGCGUCGCAUAGCCAAGGUGUCGAUAGACGCUAAGAUGGACCUGGACGAGGACGAGUACGUGGGCAAGUUCAAGUGCACGCUCAUGGACGUGGUGCUGGCGUGGGCCAACGGGGCAUCCUUCCUGCAGAUAUGCAAGAUGACUGACGUCUUCGAAGGUUCAAUAAUCCGUUGUAUGCGUCGUCUAGAAGAGGUCCUGCGUCAGUUAUGCCAGGCCGCCAAGAACAUCGGCAACACGGACCUCGAGAACAAGUUCAGUGAUGCUAUCAAGAUGUUGAAGCGAGACAUCGUGUUCGCGGCCAGCUUGUAUAUGUGAAUCUACUGCUCUAGAUUUAGUAAAUUUUGUAUUAAGUUCUAA
Molecule: messenger RNA, 3277 nt
Organism: Melitaea cinxia (Glanville fritillary)
Lineage: Eukaryota; Metazoa; Arthropoda; Insecta; Lepidoptera; Nymphalidae
Gene: Mtr4
Product: exosome RNA helicase MTR4
Exons: 18
Coding region: 146-3235 (1029 amino acids)
Biological process (GO): RNA catabolic process; maturation of 5.8S rRNA
Cellular component (GO): nucleus
Molecular function (GO): RNA binding; ATP binding; RNA helicase activity
Source: RefSeq, a predicted model, not a curated record